UGUUUUUUUUUUCGUUUCGCCGGGGACGUUUUUUAUGUUGGUGUGUCGAUUACGUUUUCGAUCUAAGGAACAACAAUGCUAUCGGCCACUCUGUUUUGAUUCCACACAUUUAUUCAGAUAUCUUUCUGUGUCGUCUUUAGUUUCAGAGUUGCCAUGUCGCAGUGUCUUCAUUUUAUUUCUGUUUCGGCAGCAUCUGUUGUUAAACGUCCCGACUCUGGACUCAUGCCUGAUUCCCAGCAUUGGAUGGAAUGAAUGAAGCGUCGUUGUCCAAGAAGUGGCAGCAGAUCGACUGGAUUACAAUGAUGCAGUUCUGGUUAUUGAUUUGGAAUCUCCAAGAGGACUGUAUUUAAUAUAUGUUUAGAAUUUGUUUGGUGACUUGUUGCUUUAAAAUAUAUACAGAAUAAGUUCUAUCAGUACUCUUAAAGUAUUAUAGCCACACAAAUUCAAGGAAAUCCCAACAAUGUUUCGACAAAACGCUACUGGAAAAUAAUAGACUCUACCCAGACUCUUCAUUGGAUUGAUUGACAGGGAGAAAAGCUGUUUAAAAUGAAUCAGCACAAUCAAUAUCCGCCUUGCUGGCCAUCAUCGUCAUCCGGCGGUGGAAGACCUUACUUUUCUAAUAAUAGAAAUUCCCAAAACUCUGGUAUGGCUUUUAAUUAUGCACAAAGGGGUGUUCGUUUUGGGGGAUCAAAUAAUUCGAUGGCGUUUGACAACAGUUUUUCCCAACACCCACAACAUUAUCAAGGCAACACCUUUAUGUCAAACCGGUUCCCGUCCUCAAACCAAAAUAUGCGCUUCCGUGCACAAAACAACACCAGCAACAAUCGGAAUUUCUCGCCUAGAUUUAAAUCAUCCCAAGCUCCUCUGUGGAAUCAUAGAAAGUUGCCGCGGAAUCCACCGGUUGGCACAGAUCCGAAACUAAAGACCUCACCAUAUCCACCAAAAACCAACAGCUAUCGGAAUUUCUCCCCCAAUGUUAGGUCUGUUAGAUCUCCACCAAGAAACCUAUCAAUAUUGACAUCAAAUUCCACAGUGCCGAAAGGUCCAAGGACGCCGCCAUAUCCUCCACCAGAUUCCCCAUCUAAUGAAGCUUCAUCGUCUCAUGCAGAAGGAUCGCCCAAAAAGCUUUUGCAUAAUCAGACGAACACUAUACCAAAUUCUCACAAUGUCAGGAAGAAUGUUAAGCAAAAGAAAAUCUCUGAAAAAAGCAAAUCCAGUACCACAAAAUCGAAAAAAUCCUCGCCAGAGAAAAAAUACAAGCCCAAGACACAACCAUCCCCUUUAAAUGCUGCAGUUCAGGAGUAUUUAUUGCAGGUUUUAACUGCUAAACCUCAAAGUGUUUCAACACAACUAGAUGUUCCAUCACAGUAUGCCUUGCCUUCGGCAGCUUUACUGAGUCAGCCACCACCUCCCCUAAAUACACCUCCGCCAUUGCCACCCACACCUGAGGCUCCACCGCUACCACCAUUACCAGCGGAAGAAGAAACGGAGAAAAUAGAUACUGUAGGAUCCUUAAUUGCCAAUGGUGACCAUUGUGAUGGAACAAAACCCACAUCUUUAGAGGGAGACAAUCAACCAAAAACGAGUGUGGACAAAUCCAAAAUAAGUCAAGAACCUACCGCGGCAACAGAAAAACUGUGUCCAGACAAGCAUAAAAAACCAAACACGAAUAUGGGUAAAACUAGUUUGGAUAAAUCUAAAAUAGAUAAAGACCCUGUCGCUGGGGCAAAAGAACUGCCUCAAGAGGUAGAAAACCAAGGAAAAAUGAGUGUGGACAAAACCAAAGUAAACAAUAGUCAUUGCGAUUCCACAAAAGCAGCAAUUUUGCAGGAAGUCAAUCAACCAAAAUCAAGUCAGGAGGUGGCCAAAGUUGCCGUUACUAAAAUAAAACUAAAAAACAAAAGAAGAAAACUUGCCUUGUCCAAAAAUGCCAAAAACGAUUGGAAUUUUGAAGAUGCCCAAUUGGCGCUCAAGACAGAAGAAGAAUUGUCCAAAGAUUACAGCAAAGAAACAGUAUUGCAUUUACGUUUUCCCGAUCCUCCACUUAAUCGUGAAAUAGUUCAAAACUAUAGCGACGCCAUAGAUUCGGUACAUUUUCAUCAAAAUUCAGCGCCGCGCUAUUGUUUUGUUUACCUCAAGGAAGGUGUUGAUGUCCAGGAAGUUAUGAAUACAAUUUCCAAAAUUCCAUUUGGUAAUGGCUUUGUUUCUGCUGAGAUACGCAAGAUAAUAAAACCGAAUGACCACGAAAACAAAAAAAUUAUAGACAACAUUGAUCCAUACACAUUGUAUGUGGGUAAUUUGUCGCCAACAGUGAUGUGCAAAGUUUUAAAGGAAAAAUUUCCCGGUUCAGCACGUAUAGACAUUGGAUACGCUCAACGUUUGAAAAGUACCCGUUAUGCCUUUAUACGUUAUCAUAAUGUUGCCGAUGCCAUAGCUGCCUAUCGAAACAUGGUAAAUACUGAGAUUGAGGGUCGUUCCUUGAUCAUACGUUUUCGCCGUUUCGAUUCAGUUUCAAAAGAAGAUAUUUUGGAUAAUACUUUGCAUGAGGAUGAAACCAAUGCUGAUGCUUUUAGUACGAUAAGUGAUGGUUCGUUACACUCCGUAAUAUCUGGAACUGUAAUAGCUAAUGUGAAUAAUGAGCCAAUAGAAAAGGAAUUAACUACAACAAGAGAAGGAGAAAGUAUCUCACAAUUAUCGCAGCUAAACAAUGAUGAUGUUGCAUUACCCAAGAGUGUAGUUGAUCAAAAGGAAACGGAACAAAGUGAGGCUAUUGAAAGUGAAAUGAGCAUCACAUCAACGAUUAUUAAAGUUGCUCAAGAAAAAGAAAAUCAAAGCUCGGAAGAUUUUCAAUCAAAUUCUACAGCACCAAGAAAUGAAUUUAUUCCGGAAAGAGAGGAAGAUAUUCAAUCAAAUUCUACGUCACCAAGAAAUGAAUUUAUUCCGGAAAGAGAGGAGGAUAUCUCUUUGUUAAAUAACAAUGAAAUGAAUAAUUCUGUCAAUUUUAGAGCCGAUGAAGAUCCAUAUUUAAAUCCACAAUUAAAUAACAAAACGAUAGACAUUGUAAAAGAAAAUACAACAGAAUCAUCGACAAGUUUAGAUGCUCAUUUAAAUACAUGUACAAUUGCUUAUCAAACAACAACUUCUUCCGAACCCAGUGAAGAUCAGGCCUCAACAGAAUAUUUAAAUACUAACCAUGAUGUUGACAAAGUAUUCAAUGCGGGUCAAAUAAAUAAAUCUACAUCACUAAUUGAAAACACAAGAGACACUGAUUUAAAUGCACAAUUAAAUUGUUCAAAAACAGAUUUUGCUGUGAAACAGCAAAAUGAAUCCACAACAGUUUCGGAGAAUGAAACAUUAGAUCAACAUCAAACAUCCAAUGCAAAGAUUUUGGAUUCUAAUGAUUCUUUGAAUGUAGAAGAAAAUGUUGAUGAUGUGACUGAUAAGGAAUUAAAAGAACCCGAUUCGAUUGAAGUAUCCAAGCAAAUUGAAAGCAGAUGUGAAACUGAUGCCAGCCCAUGUUCUGAUAGUUCUCAAACACUAGAAAGUCUUGGGGGAAAUCAAUUAGAUUCCACACAGAUUACAGAGAAUGAUUUAAAUAUCUGUUCCCCUACUUCCCGAACAUUAACAUCCGAAAAUACAGAUUCUGUUGUUCAACCAACAUUGAAAAAUGAUAAUAUAGUUGAUGAUCAAGUCGCUGAUAUGGAAUUAAGCAAACAAACUGCGGCUAGUGUAGUUCAGCCCAUUAAAAAUCACACUGUUGAUUACGCACCGUUCACAGAGAAUCAAAACGAAACAAACAAUUCGGGAAGUAAUUUAAAUAUUGAAUGUGAAGGCGAAAAAGAAUGCUCUUCGAUUGAAAACAAUAUCUCGUUGGACAUUGAUAUGGAAAGGGAUGAAAAUCGCAAAGAGUCCGGUACUGAGCCAGGUAGUGGUUGUUCCACAAACUUUGGCAGUGAUAUAGAUAAUGAAGCAAGGAGCGGCGAAUGCAUAACAAAUAAUAAAAAUUGUGCGAAUAAAGAAACGGAACAGCUGCAAAAUCUCCAUCAGGAUAAUAUAAAUCAAACUAUGGUCCCCAAUAUUGAAAUGGAAAAUAUUAAAUCGGAACACAAUGCCGAGGAUGAUAUGGUGGCAAACAAUGUGGAAACACUUGAAGCAAAUUGCAAUCUUCGUAUAAAAGAGGAACCAUCUAGAUUUGAUGAAGAUUAUGAAUUCUAUUCGGUGUGUGGAAGUAGUCACAAUGAGAAAUCAUCAACUCAUAUUAACUCUGCAAAUGAGGACAUAAAUUCAAUAGCCUCAGAGAAUAGUAAUUCCAGCUGUGAUUUGAAUUAUUUCCUACGCUUAUGUGAAAGUAGUCAUGAUAGUGGCGAUGAAGGUAGUGAUCGACAUCCGCCACCUACAAAGAAAUUGAGAAUUGUAGAAAAUAAACAAUUAGCAAAAUCAAUGUCUAAGGAAAAAGAAACUCCCAACGAAGUUAAGUUGGAGAAAAAUGCAGAUGAAGAUCUAACGUUAGUUGGAACUUUAAGGACACAAAGUGACUCAACAAAAUCUAGGGGAAAUUUUAUUUCAAAUAUUCAACAAGACACUGAAACCCAGAUCAAACAAGAAUGCUUAGAAGAUGCAAUUGACAAUGAUAUCCUGACAAUAGAUUCUGAUGAUGCAUUUUUAUCUGCCAUAAAUAUUAAGUCGGAGGAUGAAGAGUCAGUAAUUAAUAAUUCCCAAUCGAUGAAACCAAAAAGCAAUAGCAAUCACUCUGAAAAUAACGAGGAUGAUGACGAUGAUAUUGUGCCACCAAAUGCAUUUUCAGUUCCUAGUACACCUUUGCAGAGUAAUGUUUUACUGAAUCCCUUACAAAUUAAAGAAGAAUGGGAUGUUGAUGCCGGAGCUAGGCAGAAAGAUUCCAAAAUGCUCACAAGGUCUAACAAAGUGGAUAAAAAAGAGCUGAAAUCAAACAUCUUAAAGGAUAAGGCAAAUAGUAAUAAAUCAACAACAUUCAGCAGAGGGACUCAAUCUAAAAAAGAAAGCAAAACACCACAAAGGAAUACGCGAGUGGAAAGACCUGUGGAAGAUGAUGAUCUAGUACCUGCCGACAAUGCCUUAAAUUCCCGUUCCAAAUCAUUGGGUUUUUGCGAUUUGACAUGGGAUGAUGAUGACGACAAAACAACGGUAGUUGUUAUAAAAACUGAACGUGAAACAGAAGAUCUCUUUCUUUUACCUACGACAGCUAUUAAGAAGAAAAGUAAUGAAAGUAGGGAAAAGCCCACAGAAACCAUAUCAAGAAAGGAGACAAAUAUUAAAAAGCCAACACAUCGGAGCAAAGGGAUUCAUAAAAAUAGCUGUACAACGCAAAGGAAUAUUGACCAAGGAAGGAAAUCUACAAAAGCUACUAUUUCCAAUGAUAUUAUAGAUUGUACAGAUGAUGGAAGCGAUGACGAUGAUGAUGUCAUCAUUGUUUCUUGUGACAAUGGAAAAGCGGCAAAAACAACAUCCUUUCCUAAACCCAUGCCAUGUUCUCAAACCUUAGUUGGUGAAGUCAAACGUGAAACGUCAACACCAGACUUAAGGACAACAAAAAAGAAUUCAUUUUUCGGCGAAUCUAAAAAGUCGAACAGCCAUGGUGAUAAUCUUGAUCGUCUGUUUAAGUUACUCGACUCAGAUUCUGAUGAAGAGUUAUGAUAUGAUCAGGAACAUUUUCAUUUUUUUUACCAAAGUUUAGACUCAGAUUUAAAGUGUUUUUUAUUCAUUAUAAUUGAUUCGAAUAUCAUGUAAGCACGUUUUAAGCCAUAUUUUUUAUUAUUGUACAAAGAAACUAGAAGUUUUAGGACUGAAAAUAAAAACAUAUUAAUAUCUAUUUCAAAUAUGUGCCGUCUGUGUGUAUCUCAUUCUUUUUAUAAGGUUUGAUUUUGAUUUUCGUUAUCUUAUUAAAUUCUUUGUCUAUGUAUAUAUUAUUUAAUAUAUUUGUCUAGCUUUGAUAUAUCUAGCUUUAGCAUGGUAUUUAAGUUUUAAACUGUCUCGGUUUUAAAUAGGCGUUAAGAAUUCUAUACUACUGUUCGAAUAGAUUAUGACAAAUUCUGAUAUAAAAAAUAAUAUAAAAAAACUGCAACAAAGUUAGGGGUAUUUCCACUAAACGUGCAUAGUAGUGUAGAGUAUGAUAAAGUCGGCCCGCACGACUUUUGACCUUUUGUUUUGGUUUUUUAAGAUAUAAUAAAAAGCCUAAUUUAUGUAAUUGUAAAUACAAAUAAAAAAUCUUUCACAAAUACCUAUAUUUCCCAAAA
Molecule: messenger RNA, 6272 nt
Organism: Musca domestica (house fly)
Lineage: Eukaryota; Metazoa; Arthropoda; Insecta; Diptera; Muscidae
Gene: Pof
Exons: 6
Coding region: 547-5673 (1708 amino acids)
Molecular function (GO): RNA binding
Source: RefSeq, a predicted model, not a curated record